UUUCCAACCAGUUUUCUCUACUUUUUUUGAUGGCGAACUACUCAAAUACCGAAUCACAUACCACGUGCUUCAAUUAAUGUGCAACAUAUAUAUAUUGAACAUUUUAUUUUCGUAAUAAUUUUCCCAUCCACUGUUGGGGCUUAUUAUUGCACAGAGGAAAGUAAAUAGAAUACCGAUAGGUGCACACAUAAGCCGUCUUGCUUUUGACUUUGAUUUGGCAACUUGGAAUAUGGAGAAAGAAUAAUAGGCACCAUCAAAAAGGAGAGACACUUGUCUUUCCCCUUGAAAAAAUUCGCCCAGGAUUUCCACCACUUCACAUUUUUCUCCCACUACUUUCUGCAAUUCAAUAGCACUACCAUGUCAGAUUAUUCUCAAUUCGCAUACUCAUGCAUACAAGAUCACCACCAAGAUUGCUAUGCAGAGGGAAAAGAUUCUUCGUCACGCUCUAUCCUCUUCAGAAAGGCUUCGUGCUUCAACCUUACAAGCUCAAUCUGUGGGCAGAUUAUUUUCUCUCAAGUAGCCAACGAUGUGUGAGUGCAACUCCAUUCUACGCACAUUUCUUAAGUUUCCUUGGGUAAGAAUUGAUCUGAAAGGCUUCGGGAUGGAUUUACCUGUAUUUCCUUCCUCACAGAAUAAAAGGAUACUUUUGUGCAUUUAGUUUGGCCCUAUUUUAGCUGUAUGUACACAUAUUGUGGUGAAUUUGGUACUUUUUUGUUCUUUUUUACAACAAAUUACUUUUCCACCUGGUAUAAUUGCUACCUCUCAACAGAAAGGUAUACACAUAUUUGCGUGUAAUAGUAUUUAGAUUAAAAAAAUCAGUGAUGCGACGGUAUCAUGAUGACUAUAAACAAACAUUGGUUUAGUUUCACAUCCGAUCAAACGCUGAAUAAACAUCUUUAACUGCAAGUGUUUGCACAGGAUGAGGACAGAGUUGCAACUAUGACGUCAUUCCUCGUUCUUGAAGACACUUUCCGGAUACGUCCUUUCCCCCACGGACCACAGAGUCUGUUGAAUUUAAAGUAAAGAAAUAAGAACUGUAUUAUUCAAAUACAAAACCAAUAUUUUUAUUACUUUCCCUCUUCCAUCCGCUUAUUCUCCAUGACUCUUUUCUCCGCGGUAUCACAGUCGUCGGUAGAGAUACGAGGACGACAAGAAAAUGUGAUAUGACAGCUUGCGUUUCUUUUUGGAGAACCGGAUGGUUAGUUCUACUCGAAUGUUAAAAUUGCAAUGUAGGCAAAAAGUAUAUAUUUUCAGGGUAAAAAAAUCUUUUAAAAUAAUCGGAAGGAAACUAAGCAGACCCUGCAGGGGAAUUCUGAAUCAUAUCUUUUCUUCGUGUUACGUCGUCUCUUAUUUUAUCUGGCAUAGUUCUAUGAGAGUCGAACUUAUUUAUAUAUUGCGCAUACAAAGAUCACGAGAUCAAGUGGCACAGUUUUUUUUCAUUUUAUUUUAAAAUUACAAUUAAGAUACAUUUUACUUGAAAAUAUAUAUAAAAGUAGGUGUAUUUUUAUAUGUGGUCCUCCUGUUGAAACCUUAUCUUCAUUUACACACAUUUUGAGACCAGAGCUUUUACCACAGUAUCUUUUUUCAAGUUUUCUACACAAUGAUAUUAAUGGUAAAAGGGCCAGUACAAAGUGACACAGGUUUUUUUGCAGCAAGUUCAGCAUGAUCUUUAUUUUUCUUUCUCUUUGUCAUACUUUCUUGAUGUUGAGAGUUGACUAUGUUAUCAUGCCAUGGUUCUGACACUGAUACAACAUGUCACGAAAUAAAGAGACAUUAACCUUAUCAAAUAACGGUUGCAAACACAUUUCACUUCUCAGCGGAAACUUUUUCAGGAGUUGAGAACAGAUAAGGUUAUUGUGCUCCUCUUGGUACUGUAUGAAACUCAUUUUACUGGAAGGAAGCUCUUGUUUUUUAUGCAUGAAAAGAAGGUUGUUGUUUGCUCUCCUCGGCAGAUGAACCUUUUUCAUUCCUUCUUAUGGGGUAUUGAACAGUGAAGUGUAUAUAACAGAAUAUCUCUCUGAUGCACGGCUGAAGACGUCGGCAGCUCAAAAGGGUAGCAGCGAAGGUAUAAAGGAGUCGAAGUCAAACAGGGGAAUGGGAUGUGGCAUGAAAAGUGAAGAUAUAUAAACAAUGGAAGGUGCCGACGUAAUUUAUUCUUCCCAAAAAAUGCCGAGAAAUACAAAAGAUCUCAAACUACUUGUGUUUUCUCUUUGUCUUUUCUUUUUAUUUCCCAGCUCAACUUUCCUCUUGUAUCUACGCAGCUCAAAUGCGAGAAUCGCGAAUCGUCCUCAGAAAAUCAGAGUCUUUUCGCUGCAUCUCUUUUCUGGUGUGCGUCACGUUGGCAGUGUCUUUUGGUCUUUGCGUAACCAUUUUUAACACACAAAGUUGAAAGGAUUUAGCAACAUUUCUUGGGAUAAUUUUUGCAGAGAUUUUAAAAUCGCUAAAAAUGUAUAUUUUUAUUUAGUCCUUCAAUAUUAAGUACUAAAUUUAGUUACAUUAUGUAAAGUACAGAUCUACGUUUUAUUAGUUAUCUCGCAGACUUAAUUAAUUCUAAAUUGAUGAGUGCACACGACAGGUCGUAAGAUUCCUAUCCCAUCACAACGUUACGAAAUAAUUAUACCAAGAAAACCUUUCUAAGCAAUUUGUAAGGAUUAAGGAGUACGUAACUCCCCAACAUCUUCUCAAUUUGGUCUCCACCCCUCUUGAGGGCAACGAGGGGGCACCCUGCAGCGACGGAAAAUUACUCUCCCUUCAGGAGAAUGUGUGGACAGCAAUGCGAAAUUCACUCAUGCACUCUCCGCAAUUUGCUCCUGCGUUCAAUUAUUAAUGUCUGUGGCAUUUAUGCAAAAUGGAAGAAUGGUGCAACGUGAACUGCUUAGAUUGCUCUCACCGCUUCCGAGGAUCCAGUUUGUGUUCGCCCACGCAAAGUGAGACAAAUGUAAAGAGUGAGCUUAAUGUCACUUUUGUGAAUUAACCUUUCAGCAGAGAGACGAAAUAAAAGGCGACGGACGAGUAGCAACGCCGUUUGGAAGAUCUGAACCAAGUGGGCCUGUCGUACCCGAUCAAACUCCUUCAACGAAGAAAUUUACAAGCCAACUUGUGAUUUCCCUAGAGGACUGAAUGCUCAGUGAUUUCAUCCCGAGGAAAUUUUCCAGUGAAACCCACAGGACGUAAAGAACGAAGAAGACCCCGUUGAAAGGCUGCUGCGAAUGGUGCCAAAUGGCUGAACAAAGGCACUCCUACCUCUUUUCAACGCCAACAACCACCACUUUCUCCCCAAGCCCCAUACUCUGUCGACGUGGUCCUUGGGGUGGCGGUGGCGACGACGACGGUGACAAUGGAACUCCUUCUUGUACCAAAGUUACCACGAAGAGGAGAGUGACAAGAAGACUGAGCUCAAAUAAAUCCGCAUCAUAUUAUUCGUCAGCGAUAACCAUGCCGCUUUUCCUUGUUUUUCUGGUCAUGAUUGAGCUGUCGCUGGCAACUCCUGCGUUUGGAAUGGCGCAGCAACACUUUAGAAGAACCCCGGACAAUCAAACUGCAACCGUGGGCGACAUGGUCACCCUCGCCUGUUCCGUCAUCAACAAGUCCGGAGUGCUACAGUGGACAAGGGAUGGAUUUGGACUCGGCACUGAACGAAACCUUGUUGGUUAUGAAAGAUAUCGAAUGCAGGGAAGUGAAGAAGAAGGAGAUUAUACCCUCGUAAUAGACGAAGUGACUCUAGAAGACGACGCAAUAUUUCAGUGCCAAGUGGGGCCAGGUCCUCCUGACUCUGGGGUACGAGAACUCAGAUCAGCCGAUGCUAAACUCACGAUAGACGUACCCACAGGAUCGCCACAAAUUUUACAGGGUGACUUUCUUCAAACGACUGAGGAUCGAGAGAUUCAACUGGAAUGCAUUUCACGCGCAGGGAAGCCUCCUGCUGAGAUCACAUGGAUUGACGGGAGUGGACAGGAGAUCAAAACUGGCGUGGAACCGAUAAAAGAGCCAUUGGACGACGGCAAGCGUUUCAAUAGUCGCUCCAUCUUAAAAUUCCAACCAAAGAAGGAGCAUCAUAACAAAACAUUUACUUGUCAAGCUCACAAUCGCCCUGCCAAAGAAGUGAUGAGUGUUUCCAUCCGGUUGGAAGUGAAGUACGCUCCGAAAGUGACGGUGAAGAUCCAGUCGCCCAAAACAUUUGAGCAUGACACCGUUCGAGUUUCCUGUAAGGCAGACGCCAAUCCUCCCGAUAUGAUAUUCAGAUGGUUCCGGAACGACCAAGUCAUUGCUGGAGAUCACGGAACCCUUCUCGUCCUGCACAACGUGUCAAGGAAGCUGGAUGACUCCAUCAUCAAAUGUGAGGUGCAAAAUUCUGUGGGAAAAUCAGAAGAGUCGGAGACGCUUGAAGUAUUUUAUGGCCCAGUGUUUCGCAAACGACCACAGAACAUGGAGGGAGACCUUGGGAGCACGAUCACCCUAAAUUGUGACGUAGAUGGGAAUCCAGCACCUGAAAUAGUUUGGUUUCACGAACCAACGAGGAAUGCUGUGAGCACAUCACCCAAUCACACGGUCACUGUGACAGAGGACACUCAAGGAAAGUAUGUCUGCCAAGCCGUGGUGCAAGGAUUUCCUCAAAUCUCUGCUAUAGCCACCGUCUCCCUCAAAGGACCUCCGCGCAUUGAGUCGCACCGUGUUCAGUACGGCACCAUGGGUGACACGAUUCGUCUCGAAUGCCUCGCACGCUCAAUUCCAAAACCAGAUAGAAUAACUUGGACUCAUCUUGGAAGAGAAAUUGAUAACAAUGACUCGGACUAUUCCAUCCUGGAGGACCCUACGCCAUUCGGAGUGCGAAGUAUUCUGGUCAUCCGCUCUUCUCAGGAGAAGGAUUUCGGAAGAAUUUACAACUGCUCCGUCACAAACCCGUACGGAACUCAUAUGAUGGAAAUCUACCUCUUCAAACAAAGGAAUUUUUUUUGGUUUGCGACAGAAGGGGCGCAGUUGAUGUGGAUCCUCACCUUCGUCAUCGGUGGAGUCGUUCUCAUUGUUGCCGUCACAAUGAUCACCUUGCUCUGCCAAAGGAAAGCUGUGAAGCCAGAUUUGAUGGAAAUCGACAGAGUAGAAAAACAAACAAAGCAAUCGGACUCCUCCAAUGACUCUGAUCUGAAAGUUGAGAUACGCACAGCUUCAUCUUUAUCAAAUAUUCCAGAACAUGACUCGGAGCACUGGGAUGAAGGCUCGGAUGCCCUAAAAAAUGAGUCCAUCUACAGAUAUUCCGACUAUAUCGAUCCUGUCUUCCCUCCGAAACAUGACGGUCAUAAUAACAAUGGUUAUGUGCCGUAUGUGGAUUAUGCCCGUGACUACAACCCAAACCACACCCGUACCUACAACACGAUUAACCACCCUCCCCCCCACAUGCCAAACAAUCACAUAGUAACCAGUCCGCAGCAUCAAUACUUGAACAAUGUCGACCCACGAUACUCUGCCACGUAUGGUAAUCCUUACCUCCGAACAUCCAACAGCUCCCUACCACCCCCACACUCUGGGGGCCAGUCUCCAAACUCACAUCCUCUCGCCCAGUUUAGCCACACAGCAAUGCACAACAACCACAGUUCCAACAACCUGCUGAACAACCACGUGGGUGUGUCCCAUCACCUCAUGAACAACCAUCACGGGAGCAACCAUCUAAUCACACCCACAACCUCUGCUGCCGCCGCUGGUCAACCCCCCUACACGACGACUACUGCCAUUAAUAAUGUCACGUUAGCCAAUGGUUCUACGUCCCCACACACGCAUAACAACCCUCUGAGUAAUUCUACUAAUCCAUACGGGAUGAGAAAUGGGGGUGUGUCGCAUCAUCCCUCAGCAGCAGCAUCGUCGAGGGGGUCGUCCACCCCCUCCCCUCAGUACAUUGUUCCUGCGCAAUCUCAGCUCAAGCCAGGAACCCUGGCCACUCAUGUUUAAUUUUAGUCUAUGUAUUAUACCAAUUAGUACAUACAAUGACAUUGUGAAACUUCAAAAGUAAGCUUAUCUAAUACGAUACAAUAUACAUAUGCAUAAAUAUAUAUCACGUCGAAUUAUGAAGUCAAGCAUAUCUUAUGAUGAGAAAAAUCAAAAUUCUACGGACUUUAUUCAACGAUGAAUUUUACCGAGUCCUCUGAAAUGAUAUACAUCCUCCAUUUGACAGCCUCGUUCCGUUCAUCGAGUGUCGUCUCUUCCAGAACUGAAUUUCAUAAAAAAUAUGAUGGUCACUCGUCUUUUUUAAGAAUUAAAAAAACUAGGAAAAUUAAUUAGGCCAUGAUUUACUUUGAUUAUUUAUGUGUUGGGGGGACAAACCAACCUUAUGAAAAAUUUAAUUUAUGUCAUAUGUAUGUACCUUCUUAACUCUAUCUUCUUUGGUCUUUGUUGCCAACUACUUAUAAAUAAAUAUUAACCACUGUAAUGAUGUAUACAUUACAGAUAAUUAUUUAUUUCCACGCAGUUUAUAUAUGUCUAAUAUUAUUGCGAUAAAACACAUUUUUUACUCUUACAUAAAUCAAUGUAAAUUCCCUUGUACGUAAGUAUUCAGGCAAUUUCAAUAUCCGUAAUAUUGAAAUUGCAAAGUUAUAUAUGUAGGUCGAUGUGUAUACUAUUUUAUUACUGCUCCAGUGUACAACCGCUUAAUUAGUUACAAUGUCUUAAGUUUUUAUACGAAUUCAUAACUGAAAUUUUUGGAUCGAAACGAAAUUGAAUUUACGUGUAUCGAUUUUGUACAUAUCUAACUACAAAUAUAAUACUUGCUUAAAUAUAUUAAUUGUCAUGUGCAACGUGGAUAGAAAAUGUAGUGCAAUACGCAGUCAAACUCUAGUUAGGGAAAUCUUUAGUGUAGUAAAUAUGUACUUCAAAUUCAUAAAGUCUCCCAUUUUACGAAGCACGAUGACAUCGGUGUUCAGCGCAGGAAUUCUACCUACAAGAUAUAAAAGUAUUUUAAACAAAGGAAAGCAACUCUUUCUUCUCUCUCGGCCAAAUGUUGAAUACUAAAGGAAAAUGUGAAACAUUCUCCCAGUGCUUUUACUGUAGCUUACUAACAUAAAUUUAGAGUCAUUUACAUAUAUGCCGAGUUUAUUUUGCAUUAUACGUAUUUUUGGAAAUUUUUAACAGUUAAGCUUUAUAGUUUAUAAAAUUUAAAUUGACUCGAGUACUAUUUUCAACAUGUACUUAACUUUAGAAUUCUAUAUUGCUCAUUUAGUAAUUUAUUAUUUAACUUAUCAUCCUGCGUAUUACUUAUGUUUAUGAUCAAUGCAUCUAACUAAGGACAUAUCAAUGCAAUUGUAAAUUAGAAUUUAUAUGUGUAAUUUAAUUUUAGUCCUUGAUUAAUUCUUUACUCUUCUUACUCUAUAUGUAAUUCAGUUUAAACCAGCAUACACAUAUGUGUUCAGUCUUAUUCUUAAAUUUUUACAUUUUGGCAACUUAUGUAAUCGCUCGAGUAAGAUCUUUGUUUUAAAAAAAUGUAAUGAUACGGUUUUAAAGCAUAUUGUAUGUGCGUAGUGGAUUCUAGUAGAUGCACGCAUAAGUGAACAAAUAGCUUUAUGAAUUUUAUAUGUAAACGUAAAUACGUGUUAAUGUUUUGUAAUAUAAAUCUUCAUAAAUGUGAAUCUAAUCGAGACAAAGAUAUGUAAUUGUAAAUAUGCAAAGUAGUUAAAUGCAGUGUAGUACACACAUGAUAUUAUAUAUUAUAUUACUUAUCAAGGAAGGUAAAUUUUAAUUUAGCCUUACGUAGAAAUAAAAUAUGCAUGCUAUCUGAAAAUUUGUAAUUAAAUUAAAUAUGUAACGUAUCAUGUUAUCUGUAUCAUAAAUGUUAUGAUAUAAAAUCUCGUGGAAAAUUAA
This is a messenger RNA of Folsomia candida, 7842 nucleotides long. RefSeq names its product irregular chiasm C-roughest protein. Gene Ontology annotation, molecular function: cell adhesion molecule binding. Gene Ontology annotation, biological process: cell-cell adhesion. The record is from RefSeq and is a predicted model, not a curated record. Bases 3220 to 5940 code for a protein of 906 amino acids. NCBI's taxonomy places the organism in Eukaryota, Metazoa, Arthropoda, Collembola, Entomobryomorpha, Isotomidae. Gene Ontology annotation, cellular component: cell-cell junction. The transcript is spliced from 22 exons.